Molecule: messenger RNA, 2556 nt
Organism: Alternaria arbusti
Lineage: Eukaryota; Fungi; Ascomycota; Dothideomycetes; Pleosporales; Pleosporaceae
Exons: 2
Coding region: 1-2556 (851 amino acids)
Biological process (GO): transmembrane transport
Molecular function (GO): transmembrane transporter activity
Source: RefSeq, a predicted model, not a curated record
AUGUCUCCUACGCAACCGGCACCAGCCCGAGUUACCUUUGAGCGGGCGGCAAAACGAAAAAUAAGCAACGCAGUAGAAGACUUGGAAGACAUGGUACAGGAAGCUGCCACGGUUGCAGAGGUUGUCGAUGAUCGGCUCCAAAUGGAAGAACUGUACACAAUUAUAGAGGGGGCGAGAGACGCCGUACACGACGCUACCACCGAGCCUGAAUAUCUCAUGACAACUGCUCUUCCUCUCAAGGUGUCUGAGUCUUCAAGCUCGCCUUCUCGCACCCACAACAUACUCCCGGUUGUCGUUGAUCGGACUAAUCUGGAUGAUAUCGCCCCCGACGUCCGUCUGCAUGCUGACCUGCCAAGAGCAUCGGUGUCUUAUGACUGGGCCUACUCGAAUCAGAAUGCGCGAAAAGAAAGCAGUCCUUCUACGUCGUCGUGUUCGUCCAGUGACCGCAAAAGCGAACGAGACCACCUCCAUGCCGAGCUGCUUCCGCCCAAGCUCGUUCAGCCAGCUCCAAGAGAACAUGUGGAUUUUGUCCUCCGUCCUGUCGGUCGAGAUGAGUCUCGUGGUCGCUCUCGCCGACGCCACCACGGUGAUUCCACACGACACCGACAUCGACGCCACCACAGCCCAGAGCUUGUGUGUCGACCCAAGCCCCGGCCCGAACCAAGAGAUUCAGGCUUCGGUGAAACCGAGUGCUCAUCCGACGAGGAUGAUGUACCAUCGAAACCAUAUGGCGGCGAACUCACUCCAAUUGCGAGAAACUGGUCUACGGGCAAGAAGCGUCUGACCGCCAGUAUUGCAUGUAUCAACACAGCUCUGCUUGGCAUCAUCGUCGGUAUCUACGCCGGUGAGGUACCUCGCAUCCAGUACUCUCUCGCGGACGAACGACAUAUCGUGAUCAUAGGCAAUGCAGUACUCUACGCUGGACUUGCUAUCUCGACCUUCUUCGCUUGGACACUACCUCUCUUACACGGACGAAAGCCCUAUAUUCUUGCUUCACUAGCAAUUGCCUUGCCACUUCAGUUUCCUCAAGCUAUUGUUGUAAGCGGCUAUCACAACAAGGAGGCAAGGUAUCGUGUCGGCCUUUUGCUAUCGCGUGGUGUAUCUGGUCUCGUCCUCGGCUUCGCAAACGUCAAUUACAUCACUGUACUGCUUGACCUCUUUGGGGCUUCGCUACAGUCCAAGAAUCCUCACCAAGAGUUCGUUGUCGCGAAUGAUGUCCGCCGCCAUGGUGGGGGUAUGGGUAUGUGGCUGGGUAUCUGGUCAUGGUGCUGGAUUGCUUCUAUUGCCGUCGGCUUUCAGAUUGGCGCUGCGAUCAUCGACCGUCUAUCGCCGCAGUGGGGAUUCUACAUCAUCGUCGUGAUUCUAGCUUUUGCCUUGGUCCUCAACAUCACGACUUCGGAAACGCGACGCGCACCCUUUCGGAAGUCUGUAACUGAGGUGUACGACAGAGACGAGAACUAUAUUACCAGGCGCGUGAGUCGGGGUGAGGUAAAGUUACAUAUCGAGACUGAGGGACCGAAGUAUUGGUUUGAAGAAGUGUGGGCGGGUAUCAAGCUCAUGACAAUGAUGCUCUGCCAACCUGGUUUCCUCGUCCUGGCACUCUACCUCGGAUGGAUCUACGCACAGGUAGUACUUGUGAUAGUCCUUCUCGGCGCUCUGUUGUCGCGAGACUACCGAUGGAAACCAACAAAGGUGGGCGCAGGCGUUAUAUCUAUAGCUAUUGGCGCCUUCCUUGCCAUCCCCUUGACGAAAGCCGGCAUCUUCUCUCGUGAGCGGAAAAGUGCGUUCCGCACCGACUCCAUGACCUUCCAGAAGCAAGUGACCUGGUCGAGCCAUCUUGUCCGCCGCGCCAUCUUCACGCUCACGCUUCCGCUGAUGGGCAUGGCGUACACUGUCUCGUCGGCUAGGUGCCCUCAACCAUGGCUUGUACCGAUCAUCUUCGCUGGCGCUGUGGGAUUCCUCAGUAUCCUCGCCAUAGCCGAAUGCCAUGGCCUGAUGAUGGAGACGUUCGAUACGUGUGACUUGCAACCUGGAGUCAAUACGCGACAUCGCUUGCAAAGCAUGGCUGUCCAAGAUCGCAGACGAAGGACGAACUACACCUCCUUUCCACGUGUUACUGCUGGCAUCUUUGCUAGCCAGAUCAUUGCUUUCGUCCUCGCCGCUGUCGCAACCAUGGUGGGCGGCAACAUGACGCGAAGUCUUGGCGCGCAAAAGUCCACGGGUGCUACGGCGGGCAUUCUCUUUGGCAUCACUGUUCUUCUGAUCCUGGUCCUCUGCCGCUUCAAAUCCGUACAAGUUAUACCCAACCAUACCUUCGGAACCCGUCGCGAUACGGCAGCCUGGCAGGAGUUCAAAGACCUAGAAAAGGUCGGCCGGGGCAGUGACUGGAAAGCUGUCGUUAUUGGAAACCCCAGUGGUAAGAUGAGAAGGAUGAGUGUGCUUGAGCUGGGCGCGUUGAGUCGCUGGACCGAGAUCAGAAAGUUAAACUUUCUGAUCAAAGGUGAGAUGUUGGGACAGCCCAAGGAGAAGAAGAGUAGUUUCGAUGGUAGUUGGUGA